CGGCAGCCCCGAGCGCAGCGGACUGGUCCGGCAGCAGAUCAUCCUCUGCUGGGUCCGAUCCUCCGAGGAACUGGGGGGUUGUUUUGAUUCAGGUUGACGGAAUUUAGUUUUUUUUCUCCACUCGCGUGUUUUUUUUUACUCCCGUUUCGUCGCGUUGAGCUCCAGCAUGUUCGCUUGGCUCAGUGAGUUCUCUCCCCCCUGGAAGUUCCACGCUUCAGCGGCGGAGACCCAAACUUAUUGUAGCCGAGUUGAGGAGCAACUUUCUCAGCUGCCGCAGUAGUCCACGGGCUGUCCGAUGCUAAGCUAACCCAGUAGCCACAAGUCUGGGUUUGUCUUCAGUUCAAAGUUUAGAAAACGAUUAAGGGGAACUUCCCACUACGGGAAUCGCUUAUCAGACGAGGUUUCCGCGGAGUUUGGACAGAGUGAGCUGCCCCCUCGGAGGUUCUCUUUUCCCGGGGCAGUGCGGUGCAGGUGCACCUCCUGCGGCACCUGCGAUAACAGCCCCCUCCGCACAGAGCUAACUUUAGCCUGUUGCGCGCUAGCCUGACGCACAUGAACACUUUGUUGUUAAACUCUGUUUCUCUCGUCGUGGACAUAUUAAGAGUUUGAAGACGUCGUGUGGCGAGUUCCAGUGUUCUGUGACCGUUCAGCCGCCAGCGGUGACUUAAGCUGAGAACUAUCCCGGCUAACCGCAGCCAGCAGCCCGGCUAGCUCGGGCUUGACCCGCACACUUCCACCGGAGUGGCGACGUGGAUGCAGGCUUGUAGACGCGGUCUCCCACAGGACUUUGGACACGGUGUGACGCUGCGCCGGGACUUCCCCCCUCCUCUCCGCCUCGUACAUGUGACAGCAUGCGGAUUUCAAGAAGUUACCUCUCAACCUUUUAAAGUUUACACUUUCAUUUUUUGUUUUGUUCUAAAAGCUCUGCACCCUAUGGUGCCGCUACGGCCACCGAGAAAUGGAUGUCUCGCAGGCCGCUUUCCCAAACGGUGAAGGGCGGCCGGGCGGCGGAGAGGAGACCGGGGAGCAUGCCUGGACAGAUUCUCCCACAGUCCGGGCGUGGGCUCACUCUGCCCCGCUCUGCCAGACCCGGUCCCUGUGGACGGCCGCGUACGACUACGAGGGAAGCGGCGAGGACGAGCUCAGCCUCCAGCGAGGGGACGUGGUGGAGGUGCUGUCCAAGGAUGCAGCGAUCUCCGGGGACGAGGGCUGGUGGACGGGUAAAAUCAACCACCGGGUCGGGAUCUUCCCCUCGAACUAUGUCACGUAUCAACCCGCUAUUUACCGUCUCCCUGGUACGAGUGGCUCGGAGGGGACAGAGGCGCAGGUGCCGAGCCCUCCGUUCCAGAUUCCAUUCAGUGAACUGGUACUAGAGGAGAUCAUUGGCGUGGGUGGAUUUGGCAAAGUUUACCGGGGCACAUGGAACGAUCAGGAGGUGGCCGUGAAGGCGGCUCGGCAAGACCCGGACGAGGACAUAACCGCCACCUCCUGCAGUGUUAAACAAGAGGCCAAGCUUUUCUCCAUGCUGCAGCAUCCCAAUAUUAUCAAACUGGAGGGAGUGUGUCUGGAGGAGCCGAACCUGUGCCUGGUCAUGGAGUACGCCCGUGGCGGGACAUUGAACCGGGCGCUGACCGGAAGGCGCAUCCCUCCACACAUCCUGGUCAACUGGGCCGUGCAGAUCGCACGCGGGAUGCACUAUCUCCACGAGGAGGCCGUGGUGCCCAUAAUCCACCGUGACCUGAAGUCUAGCAACAUUUUAUUACUUGAAACAAUCGAGAAUGACGAUAUCGGGAGGAAGACCUUGAAGAUCACAGAUUUCGGUCUGGCCAGGGAGUGGCACAACACCACAAAAAUGUCAGCUGCAGGCACCUACUCCUGGAUGGCCCCCGAGGUCAUCAAGUCUUCUCUGUUCUCCAAAGGCAGUGACGUCUGGGGCUAUGGAGUCUUGCUGUGGGAGCUGUUAACGGGGGAGGUACCGUACCGAGGGAUCGACGGCCUGGCUGUAGCUUACGGUGUGGCAGUCAACAAGUUAACUCUACCAAUCCCCUCCACCUGCCCCGAACCCUUCGCCAAGCUCAUGGAAGAGUGUUGGGACCAGGACCCCCAUGUACGUCCCUCCUUCUCCUGCAUCCUGGAGCAGCUGUCGGCCAUCGAGGAGGCGGUGAUGGCCACCAUGCCCCAGGACUCGUUUCACAGCAUGCAGGACGACUGGCGUGUGGAGAUCCAGGAGAUGUUCGAUGAGCUCAGGACCAAAGAAAAGGAGCUCCGUUCCCGGGAAGAGGAGCUGACGCGAGCUGCCCUCCAGCAGAAGUCUCAGGAGGAGCUGCUGAAGCGUCGGGAGCAGCAGCUGGCCGAGAGGGAGAUCAACGUGCUGGAGAGGGAGCUCAACAUCCUCAUAUUCCAGCUCAACAAAGACAAGCCCAACGUGAAGAAGAGGAAGGGCAAAUUCAAACGCUCCCGCCUCAAACUGAAGGAUGGGAACCGCAUCAGCCUGCCCUCAGACUUCCAGCAUAAGAUCACAGUGCAGGCGUCACCUUCUAUGGACAAGAGGCGGAGCCUUCAUAGCACCAGCUCCUCCCCUCCCAGCAGUCCCACACUCAUCCCUCGGCUACGAGCCAUUCAGCUCACUCAGGAUGAGAGUAACCGUACAUGGGGCCGCAGCACCCUCUUCAGGCCAGAGGAGUUUGAUGACGUGAAGAAGGGAAUCAAGAAGAAAGGAAGAACCUGGGGCCCCAGUUCAAUACAGAGCAAAGAAAGGCCUGCUGCUGCUGAGAGAGUGCGUCCUCUGUCAGACGGCAAUAACCCCUGGUCCACCAGCCUGGUGAAGUCCCAGAAGUCUGUCCCUCUCGCUGCCCUGUUUGCAGAACAAGCAGGAACCGGUAAAGAUGAGGCCUUCACCCAGGAUAGUUCCGACAGCAGCUCCAAACCAAAGCAGCUCAAGUUCCCCAACCAGGUGUACAUCGAUCUACCUCUGUGGAGGGACGAGCAGCAGCCUCAGAGCCCCGGGGGCCACUGUGGGCCUGGAGACUCCGGGGUCGGGGCAGCCGGUCAGAGUGGCCCUGCAGAAACCCCAGACGACCCCUAUACCACCACAUCCACCUCGUCUACUUCCACCACCCCGCAGCUCACCCCGACCAACAGUCUGAAGCGGACGUCAACUCGCCGCAAGACCGACUCCGUGUUGUACGGCUGCGGCUCGCUGCUGGCGUCGGUCGUGCUCGGCUACGACAUCAGGGAGGCGAUCAAGAACUCGGCCCCUUGUGAGGAGUGCGAGCCCCAACGCGAGGAGAAAGAGAAGAAGAAGAAGGAGGGCCUGUUUCAGCGGGCGACCCGGUUCCGACGCAGCACCUCACCGCCGAGCGGUCGCGUCCGCAAAGAGGAGGUGUCCCCGAACCACACCUGCACCCAGCCUGUUAAUCUCAUCUCCAUGUCGGCCAUCAUAGAAUGCACCUCCACCAAGUGUCUCCUGCAGUCUGAGGUGGACGCGUCGGAGUCGAGCCCUGGGAAAGUUGAGCUCGUCACCGUUAAUAAUCACACAGAGCCAUUAACAACCAGCCCAGCAGCUACAGACGGACAGACUGACAGGACUCCAGCUAAAACACAGACACCAGUGAAAACCCAAAGUCCACCGCCAGAACCGAACAACCAUAACACAGGGACACGGCUACGCAGAAAGAAAUACAACAACAACCACACCAAUGGUCCAGCCUCUCUGCCUCCUCCCACCCCACAGACGAAGCAGGAGAAAGAGAAGGAGGGAGCUCCAGAGAAGCCCUCCGGCGGGGAGGUGUUCUCCAGGCAGCGGCCCGUCUCUUUCCGGGCCAAACCCCACGCCUGGGCCCUGCUGCGAGGACGCAACAAGAGCUACUCCCUGGGCCACUACUCCGGAGAGAAGGCGGUAAAAAACCUAAACAUGGUGCUGACGUCGGAGGUGGGGGUGGGCUGCUCCCUGCUGGACAUGGACACAGAGGGCCAGAAACGAGACUGCACCGUGCCGCUCUGCCGCAUUCAGAGUUCCCCGGCUCGGCCCUCCGUCUUCGAGCUGGAGAAGGAGUUCCUCUCGUAGAAGAAGUGAUCUGCCGUGGUCCUAGUUCCAGAACAUGCAGAAUUUUGGCCUUGAACUCCUGGAGGGUUAAGAACCAGGCUGCCUUUAAAAAAAAAAAAACUUCUAUAACUUAGAACCAAGCUUUGUCUUAGGUCUAGAACAUAGUGAUGUCAGUGUUCCAGAGCACAACCAAGUCUUAGGCUGUGUCUCAAUUUAGGGGGGUCGCAACCUUUGGAGGAUUCAGUCUGCACAGACCAUGCCAAGGCGAGGCUGAACGGAAAUGUCUGAUCUCUGGAGGAUUCCUCUCUGCGUCCCCAGCUCCACUCGCUCUUAGCGCUGCAUCGUUAGCGACUUGGAGCUGCUGCAGCUCAGCCACCAGCUUGUUAGCUUCACUAGCUCAGCUGGCCCGAGGGGGAUCCACCUGUUUGCUCCUUCGUUGCUCAGGAGUCGAAGGAAGCGUCUGUCGAAAUGGGAGAAAACCUCCGCUGUGAAUCGAUAAAUCUUCAAAUGCAGCUUCCGAAGGACGCGGCCCCUGAAUUAAGACACAGCUUGAGACACGUAGAGGACGUCUGUGUCCCAGGAGCUCUAGACGGUGCACCCCUUAUCUCAAUGGGAAAAAGGCCUUACAAGCCGCUGUGUCUCAUUCAAAAUCACACACACAAACACACACAUUUAGUGCUGAAACCUGAGCGGUACGGACCAGCAGCUCGACUGCCACCUUCAUCAGCUCCCCUCUCCACCUUCGUCUUCCUCCUCCUCUCUCGUUCUGUCGGUGCAGCUAAACGUUGACCGCCGCUGCAGCUUUUUUUGCAACACAGUACCCUCACCUUUUUAUUUAUAUAUAUAUUUUUAUAGGUAAUUUAAUAUGAAAAGACUUGACCUUACCUUAGCAGCCAGCAGGAUGUACAUUCCAUGUCAGUUUCAAAGUUGUGCGAUCACGCUUUUUACAUACAGUUUAUUUUUUUUCUUUGGGACUUGAGAAUAUUGCAUGCGCGUUUACCCUUAAAAUGUUGAACAAAAAAAAAUCAUUCUGCCUUGUUUGUAAAUAUUUCUUUUCAUCCAUUAUCAGCCUAAUGCUGACAGUUGUUUUGUAUUUCAUAUCUGCUGUUGUGUGAGUAACGUGCUGGAUCGGAGCAGGGACGUUUCCUCCUCGAAGGUUUUAGAGAAGCUGGGAGGAGAAACACUGGAAGUCCUUCAAACGCCGAUUUGGAACUUUUCCACGUAAAAAGUUGGAUUCAAUUUUUAAAUGACACGUCGUGGUCAUGUGUAGCUAAUAUUGACUUUUGUAAGAGUAUUUAUAGGAAGGUUUCUUUGGUUCAUAUUUCAUAUACACACUCUGCAUCAGGGCGGCUGGCAGAGCCUCUGAUGACACAGAAUUACAGGAUUCAUAAUGCGAUCCCUGCAAUGACAGCUGAUUGGCUGGAGCUGCAGUGACACAGCAUGACAUCCACUUUAAGCUGUGGAUGGAUCAGCACAGAGCCCGGGAGCGGUCUCACUGAAGACCACGUUGACUCUGGUGCACAACUCGGCAGAACUUGUACUGUAAACAGAGUCCAAUAGGCCUCAAGUACUGAAGAAUGUCUCAAUCUUAAAUCCACGUCCUCUCCUUUAUGAUCAUGUGAACACAAUUUUGUAAUUUAUGCAAACAAGUCGUUCAAUUUAACUUCAUCACUCAGCAUUUACGAUGCCCCCCCCCCCAUCGCCGUUAUUUGUGUAAAACGUUAAUCCCACCGUGAACGUUCACCUGGUUUGACAUUAAGCUGAGUCAGGUUUUUACCUUUUAUUUCUGUUUUCUACUUGUUUUAUAUAACAUUAGAUAAACUGGUCCCAGUGUCAGAACAUGUAUUAUUUUAGUCAAGCUCAGGAAAGUCUGGAGAUGGAUUUAAAGGAGGAGAUUUCAGAAUUCAGUUGAGGACAUUUUAACUUUUCUUAUUGUCGUACUGUAAACUUAGAGCCUGUUUGUUUGGCUCAUCAGAAGUUGUUUUUCCAGACCUCGGUGAAUUUGAUGAUAUGACGUUCUUACUAUGCAGAAUAUUUACUGUACCUUCUUCCAUGGUCACUCCCGGGCUCUCUCUCUCUCUCUCUCUCUCUUUUAAAAAGUUUGAACAAACGAACCCAUCCUUAAAUGGGUGACGAUUCUACCCCCCCACCCCCUCAGCUUUUUAUCUCUGCCUCCCUCGUCUGUUAAGAAAACGUGUUCUACCUUUUGAAGGAACAAAACAAGGACUCAUUAACAUGAAGACAUGAAUUCCUGAAUGGUGUAAAUAUAAAUGUGAUUCCUGAUGUGUGUGUGUGUGUGUAUAUCACUGUGGCAUCUUAUGAUGAUGUAGAUUGGAAGUUUCUGUACUUUGUGACGACAAACUUUAAAAACCAGGUCCAUCACUGUAAAGGCCUUUACGAAUAAUCAGGUGCAGUUUACAAGUCGAGACAUCUGGAUUCUACCUGCUUAUCUUUUUAAAGAACGAAGGGUAUCUGUAAAAACCACAAUGCACUGGUACUGUACAUUCCCCUUUUGAAACACUGUGUUUGACUCUGGAGCUGAAGUCUGCGGUUUGUCGUCCAGUCGGAAACUUUGCUCGGCUGGCGGCGAACAAACAGGGUUUUUGUCUGUUACAGUCAAAAAUCAACUUGACGAACCCAAACAAGAAAACAUUCCACUGCUGUUGACAAACUGCAGCGAUAUUAUCUGUGAAAGCAAAAAAAAUCAAUAAGGUGCAUUCAGGGUUUCUGGCUACGGGACCAAAUUCCACUGUUCCAGCGCUGAGGCCUCUGGGUCUUCAGGACCAAAACCACUAAAUGAACUAGCUGCUAGUGCGGAGCUCUUUCAAAGAAGAGUUCUCCGCAUGAAAAACGUCACGCCCGACCUCAGAGGUGCAGUUACAGAGACCCAUCAUCACCGUCUGAUCAAUCAUGUGACUUCCUGUUAAAAUGCAACACUUCCUGUCUAGUCGCUGAACGAGUGUUUUCGGUGAACCAUUCUUAUCACUACAGUAUUGGCUGUUUCAUGCCUGAUUGAUUAAGAGUAUCAAGUUUGUCAACAUUUUGAAUAAAGUCUAAAUCAAUGCUA
Messenger RNA from Platichthys flesus (European flounder), 7112 nucleotides. RefSeq names its product mitogen-activated protein kinase kinase kinase 21 (gene map3k21). Bases 959 to 4066 code for a protein of 1035 amino acids. The transcript is spliced from 10 exons. Lineage: Eukaryota; Metazoa; Chordata; Actinopteri; Pleuronectiformes; Pleuronectidae. Gene Ontology annotation, molecular function: JUN kinase kinase kinase activity; ATP binding; protein binding. Gene Ontology annotation, biological process: protein phosphorylation. The record is from RefSeq and is a predicted model, not a curated record.